Messenger RNA from Trichoplusia ni (cabbage looper), 2849 nucleotides. RefSeq names its product nuclear speckle splicing regulatory protein 1-like. The coding region runs from base 239 to 2419 and encodes 726 amino acids. The record is from RefSeq and is a predicted model, not a curated record. Lineage: Eukaryota; Metazoa; Arthropoda; Insecta; Lepidoptera; Noctuidae. The transcript has 6 exons.
GCAUUGAUACAUGAACCAUAACAGACAAUUCAAUAGAUCUUAGAACUGUAAUUGUAAUUAAGUUAGAUCCAUACAAUUCUCCAACAGCUAUAGUUAUCGGUAGCGAGGAGAAUCGUUUUAUAAAACAAUAUAAAUAAUAGUAGUUUUAACUAAGACGGACAGUUGGCCGCGCGCAGCCGCCGCACAUUCACCUCGGGCAGUGAUCAAAUCGAGUUAUGCUUCACUAGACACGGAAAAAAUGAUUGCAUUGCAGCUAACACUAAUUUCCCUCAUAAUAAGUACCAACGCGGUUAGCAUAGGAACUGUGAGUGAACAAAAUGUGACCAAACGUGAGGCGAACGUGGGUGACCUGUUCCCAGAUUGGGUGCCGUUUAAAAACAAACACGGCGAAGAAUUAGGAGAGUUCGUUCAGGUAACUAAGAAACCUAAGAAAAGGUUGGCACCCCCUGUUAAUUUUAUACUUAGAGCUGUAGCUGAACCCGAGGGUGAUGAUUACUUUGAUAAAGGACAAGGCGAGAGUGACAGUGAUGAUUACUAUGAAAAGAAAGAGUGGUCAGACACUAAUAGGCCAUCACAUCCUUCUGAUUCUCCGAGAUCAGAAAAUCAUACUGAAAUUUCUGAAAUUGAUGGUGUUGUCAAUAUUAUAACAAAAACAAGACCUGCCAAUCCUAUUGUAGAAGCUCUUAAAAAAGCUAAAAGUAGACAAGAUAAUUACGAAAAUAAAGACAAAGAGGAAAAAAAGCCGCCUGAAGAUGACAAGGAUGAUAAGAAUGAAAAAGCUGCUGCUGCCAAGAAGCGGCAUGACUCGGAUAACAAAUAUGAGGAUGACGCAGACUACGAAGAGAGUAAUGCCGAAAAACUUAAACCUGAACCAAUAGAUGAAGACCAAAGUGAAAACGAGGCUAAAAAGGCUAUCAUUUUAGACAGCGUUGAUGAAUUGAAAGCCCGUCAUGCUAAAGAACAAGUGGCAAUAUCAGAGAAAGCUAAAGAAGAAGAGAUAUACAGAGAGGAACGGGAAAGGGAAAAGAUUCAAGCUCAGCUAUCCAUAGAUGAAAGCGAUAAAUAUGAUGACAAACCAAAGGCUAAGAAAUCUUUUAUGGACUAUGAAGAGUAUGAGAACAAGGAAGCUUCUUUAGAAGAGAAAUACAAUAUAAGUCCUGAACGCACAACUAAAACUCCUGCCCCGACUACAAGACAACCGAAACGGACAAGCAAACGGAAAGGAAAGAAGGACAAAACAGUGGAAAGUGGGAAGCUCUCCGUCUUCAAGAAUCCUCAACUAUACAUAGUAUACGAUGAAAUAGAAACGACAACAAUUCGGCCCCGAGUCAGACCUCCAGUACCAAGCAGGAUUCGUGAAGACAAAUUUUCAGCAAAAUACACUUCAACACCUUCAGUGCUAGAUGAUGCUGAAAGGAUAUCUCUAGUCCCAGAGGAAGAAGGCAAAGAAGGAGAACCUACCUUAUUCUUCCCUAAAAAGAGGAAAGGCACUAAAAAGCGAAAGAGUAAAAUCACUACAGCAUCUGAUUCUGAAGAAACUACUUACAGUGACUUGAAACCGAAGUUCACAGUUCCAUUGACUGAUACUACUGGAUCUGAUACUAUUGUUGUUGAUACGACUGCGGAUACUGCACCUUCUGCUGAAGGGUCUACAUACACCGACACAGUCACUGAUGCUGUACCGGCAUCGACUGAUCAGAAAGAAGAGAAGAAGGAUGAAGAUUAUCACAGGGAAAAGGGUGGCGGAAGACAACAUUUCUCUGAACACGAAGAAGAACACAGCGAAGAAGGCAAAAAGGCUUAUGAGGGCGUACACAAAGAGACAAAAUCCGCUAAGGGUCACCACGACAAAGAAGACCAUUUGGGUAAGUAUGAUGACCACGGAGGCGUCGAGAAGAACCACGAGGAGGAGUCAGGACACUACGGAGCACACCACCACGAGGAACAUGGAAAGAAACAUGCUAAGUAUGAAGAGUCGGGCAAGCAUUCAAAGGGCCAUAGCACCAAAGGCAGUCACGACAUCCAUAAGAAGGAGGAGUACGAGAAAAAUGUGGAAUUUUUCGAAGAAGAAGGCGACUCCGGUGAAGAAGAAAAGCAUGGAGGAUAUAAUGAGGAGCACGGUCACGCCAAGGGAGGACAUUUCAAGAACGGAGACUAUAAAGCGGGCCACGAGGAGCACGCCAAAGGCGAAUCCGGUCAUUUUGAGAAAGGCGGACACCUGCACUUGUCAAAGGGCCACAAAGCUGCAGCGGGGCACGACAGGCACGGAAAGCACGGAGUCGGCCAUCACCAGAAGGAAUCGAAGGAUUCGGGGAAGAAGUGGAUCUAUCACCACGGGUACCCUCCGAAAACGGCAAACCUGGUGCUGAUCGAUAGGAGACUCGACCAAUUGUACCACGGACCCCAGUACUACGGAUAAGUGCUUUGGAAACUAUAGAUUUUGUACGAUCUGGUUUGGAUUUCACGCUGACUGUUUUUAAAUUGGACGACGUCUGGUUUGUUUUGGGGAAUUGGCUUAAAUUUUGAGGUCAUACAAGGCGGAAACUAUGUGUCUUGUGCAAAACAUUUUGUGGUCAGUUCGGAUGCCAGUAAAUGACCUUGUAUACUCAGGAACAAGCAUAAAAAAAAUAUUAUGCCGGCAUUACAGUGAGCUAAGCAUACGCGUGACGUCAUUUCAGUGUAUGAAUUUUGCGGAAUCGUUACGUAAAGCAGUUUUAAAUUAUCUGACGGACUUAAAUGAUUAAGAACACUCGUCUACUCACAAAAAUAUUGUAUAUGCUUCCAUGGAUAUUUGAGAACAUGCGUUAGAGAUUCUGCGCUGACCAUUUCGGCGUCUUGUAAAACAUUGG